AUGGAAAAGGAAUACAACCUGGGGGAGCUCGGCCAGCACUCCAAGGAGAAUGACGCCUGGAUAGCCGUCAAUGGCGAAAUAUGGGAUAUGGCGGGCUUUGGUGGGAUUCACCCCGGCGGCGCAGACGUCAUUUAUGAGUACUUUGGCAGAGAUGCGAGCGAGGUCUACAAUGAAUACCACAGCCCAGGUCUGAUCUCUAAACACCUAGGCCCCGGAAAGAGAAUUGGCAGACUGCAACAGACAUUGCAGCAGAACGACACCGCUCCUUCGAUUUCAGCUAUUGGGUCGGCCUUGGCCAUUUCUAAGCCACCACUUACAUCCAUGCUGAAUCUCUACGAUUUCGAAGAAGUCGCCAAAUCCACCUUCUCCGACAAGUCAUGGGCAUACAUAUCAGGUGCAUCGAAUGAUUCUUGGACCAUGGCAGCCAACCAUGACUGGUACAAGCGCAUCAUGCUGCGACCUCGCGUGCUCCGGGAUGUUAGCGCCUGUCGCCUCGAGACUAUUAUCUUUGGCACCAAAUUCGGUAUGCCUAUCUUCAACGCGCCCGCGUCGCUGGUGCGUAUGGCUCACCCCGAGGGCGAGCUGGCUAUUGCAAGGGGUGCAUCAGCUCUUGGGAGUACUAUGAUCAUACCCAUGAUGUCGUCAUACUCGACUGACGAGAUCGUCGAAGAAAUGCCCCCUGACCACCCGUUCUUGUUUCAGGUUUAUGUCCAUCCUGAUCGGAAGUUUACAGCCAAUUUACUCCAAGAUGUCUGCAGCCGACUGAAGCCUAUCGCUAUCAUCGUCACAGUAGAUCUUCCAGCAUUUCCCAAAAGGGAGGCCAAUGAGAGGCUUGCCAUUAAGAAGGCAAUGGAGGCGGAAAAAGCAGCGAUGGGAGGGAAAGAAUCGGCCCCACCAGGCAGCAGUACCGCAUCAAAAGGGCAGAACCAAGCCAGGUCAGCAGGCCAAAACAUAGCAUCGAAUCUUGUUUGGGAUGAUAUCGAAUGGAUCAAGAAACUCACCAAGUUGCCGGUGGUGCUAAAGGGAAUACAGAGCGCCGCGGACGCCGAAAAAGCAUAUCGUCUCGGAUGUGACGGCAUCUACAUCUCGAAUCACGGGGGUAGAGCACUAGAUACGUCUAUGCCUAGCAUACUUGUGUUGAUGGAGAUUCAGAUGACCUGUCCCGAGAUUCUCGACAAGAUGGAGGUUUUCAUAGAUGGCGGAAUAAGAAGAGGAACCGAUGUCCUGAAAGCCAUCUGCUUAGGGGCUAAGGGAGUUUGCCUAGGGCGGCCUAUGUUUUAUGCUGCCAAUUAUGGCUCGGCUGGGGUUGAACAUGCGUUAAAGUUGGUCGCGGAUGAGUUGCAGGUUGCCAUGCAACUCGUGGGGAUCAAUAGUCUGGAUGAGGCAAACCCAAGCUUUCUAAACAGCCUCGAGCUGCAGCGCUACGUUUCUUGCGGAACCAAUGGCCGUUCCGCUCUGGGUGCAGCACGCAGCCACUUGUAG
Talaromyces stipitatus ATCC 10500 is the source of this 1482-nucleotide messenger RNA. RefSeq names its product (S)-2-hydroxy-acid oxidase, putative. Gene Ontology annotation, molecular function: oxidoreductase activity. The record is from RefSeq and is a predicted model, not a curated record. The transcript is spliced from 2 exons. Bases 1 to 1482 code for a protein of 493 amino acids. Lineage: Eukaryota; Fungi; Ascomycota; Eurotiomycetes; Eurotiales; Trichocomaceae.